AAGACAGAGAGCUCGGUUUUCCAGUGCAGUGCUGGGUCUGUCGGAGGGGGGAACACGCUCCAAAGAUCCAGCAAUUCCGAUCAAGUCCGAACUGCCUUCCCCUCAUCUCCCAGACCCCCAGGACCGUUGACCCUCCGUCUCUGAAACUGAACUGCGGGCACACUCUCAAGCAAUUGCUCGUAACUCAACACCAAGGGUUUGGGCUUGGUGGGCUAAUGGUUCACCGAAUCCGAUUCCAUUUGGGAUUCAUUCCAUCCGGAUACUGCCUGCCACCAUGAAGCGGAUUUUCUGCUCACCCACAGUGAAGAGCACAACCAAGAGACAGACCAAGGCUGAGAAGAAGCUACGGAGUGCCGUGGAACAGGGAGAUGUUGGCAAGGUGCAUGCCAUCCUCAAAGGUGGUACGGUGGUGGCAUCCAAGCUGGACUCUGAUGGGAGAUCUCCCCUCCACCUCGCAGCAGCUCGAGGGAGAACGGAGUGUUUGGAGAUCCUACUGUCCUACCAACUCAACGUGGAGGCUCGUGACAGAGACGGUUGUACUGCACUGCAUGUGGCGGUGAGGAAUUCCCAGUUGGACUGCAUCAGGAGCCUGGUGAAG
Messenger RNA from Rhincodon typus (whale shark), 598 nucleotides. RefSeq names its product ankyrin repeat domain-containing protein 35-like. NCBI's taxonomy places the organism in Eukaryota, Metazoa, Chordata, Chondrichthyes, Orectolobiformes, Rhincodontidae. The transcript is spliced from 4 exons. Gene Ontology annotation, molecular function: protein binding. The annotation marks the transcript as partial. The record is from RefSeq and is a predicted model, not a curated record.